Messenger RNA from Aspergillus candidus, 1560 nucleotides. RefSeq names its product serine/threonine-protein kinase. Lineage: Eukaryota; Fungi; Ascomycota; Eurotiomycetes; Eurotiales; Aspergillaceae. The transcript has 4 exons. The record is from RefSeq and is a predicted model, not a curated record. Gene Ontology annotation, biological process: spliceosomal complex assembly; protein phosphorylation; regulation of mRNA processing. Gene Ontology annotation, molecular function: protein kinase activity; ATP binding. The coding region runs from base 1 to 1560 and encodes 519 amino acids.
AUGGGUGGCGGCAGAGCUCCCGGAUACGGUGUCCCGCCAUCGCGCUCCCCUUCCGCCUCAUCCUCCGGUGAUGAGGUCGAGACAACCGCCGAAGAAGAGGACUCGGAGGAUUAUUGCAAGGGCGGUUACCAUCCCGUCCAGAUCGGCGAGACCUACAACAAUGGUCGCUAUAUCGUCGUGCGCAAACUGGGGUGGGGUCACUUCUCGACCGUCUGGUUGUCCCGCGAUACCACCACGGGGAAACACGUCGCCCUCAAGGUCGUCCGAUCCGCUGCCCACUACACCGAAACCGCCAUCGACGAGAUCAAACUCCUCAACCGCAUCGUUCAAGCGAAGCCCUCCCACCCCGGUCGCAAACACGUCGUCAGCCUCCUCGACUCCUUCGAACACAAGGGCCCCAAUGGCGUCCACGUCUGCAUGGUAUUCGAGGUCUUGGGGGAGAAUCUGCUGGGCUUGAUCAAGCGAUGGAACCACCGCGGCAUCCCGAUGCCUCUGGUGAAGCAGAUCACGAAACAGGUCCUCCUCGGCCUGGACUACAUGCAUCGGGAAUGCGGCAUCAUCCACACGGACCUGAAGCCGGAGAACGUCCUGAUCGAGAUCGGCGAUGUUGAGCAGAUCGUCAAGACCUACGUGAAGGAGCAGGCGAAGAAGGAUCACAAGGAGGACAAUCGCAACGGGAGACGGCGUCGCCGGACGUUGAUCACGGGCUCGCAGCCGUUGCCCAGUCCGCUCAACACCAGCUUCGAUUUCAAACACAGUUCGCAGAACUCCCACAGCAGUCUCAGUCAGAUGGUGAACGAGUCCCAACCCCAAGAAGGCACGUCGAUGAAGGACCUGUUGGGCGUCAAAGAGGAGGAUGAGCAACAACAAACACGAGAGAAGACAGCUGAUCUUCUGGAACGGGAGGUGUCCGGCAUCUCGCUAGACAAAUCCUCGUCCAAGAGCUCCGCCGACGAGCCCGACCUCGACAUCAUUUCCGUCAAGAUCGCCGACCUGGGGAAUGCAUGCUGGGUCGGCCACCACUUCACCAACGACAUCCAAACACGACAGUAUCGGUCGCCCGAAGUGAUUCUAGGAUCUAAAUGGGGCGCCAGUACAGACGUCUGGAGUAUGGCUUGCAUGUCAUUCGAACUCAUCACCGGCGACUACCUCUUCGAUCCGCAAUCUGGAACAAAAUACGGCAAAGACGACGAUCACAUCGCGCAGAUCAUCGAACUGCUAGGGCCGUUCCCGCGGUCGCUCUGCCUGUCCGGGAAGUGGUCGCAAGAGAUCUUCAACCGCAAAGGUGAGCUGCGAAAUAUCCACCGACUUCGGCACUGGGCGCUGCCGGACGUGCUGCGGGAGAAGUACCACUUCUCCAUGGAGGAGGCCAUGCGCAUCAGCGAGUUCCUCCUCCCGAUGCUGGAGGUGACGCCCGAGCGACGAGCCAACGCGGGCGGGAUGGCAUCACACAACUGGCUGCAAGGCACACUCGGCAUGGACGGGGUUGAACUGGGGAUCGCACCGGGGAGUCGAGGCGAAGGGAUCGACGGGUGGGCUAUGGAAGUGAAGAGGAGAUGA